CAGCAGUAACUUGGAUUGGGAGAGCACUCAUGGACUCCAAGGGAACUAGUUGGCUGAAAAAAGAGAAGAAUGAAGUAUAUGCUGAACCAGGCUCCUUGGUUCAGUUACACACAUCUACCAUGAAAGUAAAAGAAGAAUUGGAUGAGCAAGUGAACCAACAGUUUCUUCAAGAUCCACCAAGGAUUGUAAUGCCUAGUCUUCGUAUAAAGCAAGACCUAGAACUGAAACGGGAUUUAGAUGGCAUUAAGCAUGAUUGUCUUGAAGAUAAUUCGGUAAUCUCUCGGCCAAAUCAUUUUAUCAAGGAGGAUCCUGAACUAAAUUUGGAGGUGGGUGGAACUGAGAAUACUGUGGCAGCCUCAAUAAGAAAUGCAUCUGAUAGUUUAAGUUUCAUUCAAAGUGCUGGUGACAGCUGUAACGUUUCGUAUCAAGAAGCAUUACAUCAAGGACUAGUCGAUGACGAUCAGGAGAUAGAUACAGAGAUGUCAACAGAUUUCAGUAUGUCUCAUAACUAUAGCAAGUUACAGACGUCACAACAAGACAGCUUAUGUGGCACAAGAUUAAGUUGUAGCAUCAGGGAAAAGGAAUUCCAUAAGUUUAACUGUAGUUUCUGCCUACAGAGCUUCCCUUCAAAAUACAGACUCAUAAUGCAUAUCUUCAUCCACAUUGAUGGUGUGCAGGCACCUGCAUAUGUGUGUAAGUCAUGUGGUGAGGUAUUGCCCACUGAUGACAGCUUGAAAGAACAUUUGAGAAUGAGUGAGGGUGACCAAGCAUUACCAGCUGCCAACAGUGAGAAACUUGAAUGCAGUGAUGACCAUGAAAACAACAUCUCCUUAGAAAGUGUAAGAGAAGAAAUUGUGGAACAGACUGAGAAGCAAUCUUCAUCCAAGGAAACCAGGAAAACUUUAAGGAAAUCCUUCAGUGACAUAUGCAAUACACAUACUGUGACACAAGUUGCAGAGAAACUCAGAUGUGAUGACUAUGGAAUCAUGUGUACAGGUGAUCAUGUUAAUGUCCACACUAUGCUAAGUGCGAAGAGACAUCACAAAUGUGAUGUUUGUGGUAAAUUGUUUACUCGUUCGGGCAGUAUCAAGGUACACGAAUUAAUACACACGGGGAAGAGACCCCACAAAUGCCGUGUUUGUGGAAAAUCGUUUACUCAGUCGGGCAAUCUCAAGACACACGAAUUAAUACAUACAGGAGAGAGACCCUACAAAUGUACUGUUUGUGGCAAAUCGUUUAUUAGUUCGGGGAAUCUCAAGGCACAUGAAUUAAUACACACGGGAAAGAGACCCCACAAAUGCCGUGUUUGUGGAAAAUCGUUUACUCAGUGGAGCACUCUCAAGACACACGAAUUAAUACAUACAGGAAAGAGACCCCAUGAAUGCAGUGUUUGUGGAAAAUCGUUUACUCAGUCGGGCAAUCUCAAGACACAUGAAUUAAUACAUACAGGAGAGAGACCCUACAAAUGUACUGUUUGUGGCAAAUCGUUUAAUGGUUUGUGGAAUUUCAAGGCACAUGAAUUAAUACACACGGGAAAGAGACCCCACAAAUGCCGUGUUUGUGGAAAAUGGUUUACGCAGUCGAGCAGUCUCAAGAUACAUGAAUUAAUACAUACAGGAAAGAGACCCUACGAAUGUACUGUUUGUGGCAAAUCGUUUAUUGGUUUGGGGAAUUUCAAGGCACAUGAAUUAAUACACACGGGAAAGAGACCCCACAAAUGCCGUGUUUGUGGAAAAUCGUUUACUCAGUCGAGCAGUCUCAGGACACAUGAAUUAAUACAUACAGGAAAGAGACCCCACGAAUGCGAUGUUUGUGGAAAAUCGUUUACUCAGUCGGGCCAUGUCAAGAGGCAUUUGUUGACACACAUGGGAAAGAGACCCUACAAAUAUAAUGUUUGUGGUAAAUCGUUUCCUCAAUGGGGCAGUCUCGAGAAACAUGAAUUAAUACACACUGAGCAGGGACCACACAAAGUCAAUGUUGGUGGCAAAUCGUUUUCAGAACUGGGUCAUCUACAAACACAGAAAUUAAUACACGCAGGAAUGAGCCCCCACAAAUAUACUUGCGGCAAAUAUUUUUCUUCCUCUGGUAAUCUCCAGGAAAUCAUUAGUACACACCGGUAAAUGACAACACAAAUGUAGUAUUUAUGGCAAAUUGUAUAAAAACUCGAGUAACCUCAAGAAACAGCUAUCACUACACACUGAAAAAAGGCUACACAGAUGUGAUAUUUGCUGGGAAUCUUUUACUCUAGUCUAUCAUCUUUAGAAGCAUGCAAUAAUACAUAUUACGUAGAGACCACUCAAAGUAUUGUUGAGGUCUGUAGACUUCCACAUGUUCAAAGGAGACCACAAGUGUGUUAUGAAUAUUGAUCGCAUGUACUACAGAAAGGUCACAAAAAAAGGACAAAUCCGUUUUCACAGCUUCAUGUUCAAAGAAGUUGCAUACUAAAUACAAUAUAUGAAGCACACAAUUGCAAUUUUUUGUUGUAAAUGCUCCAUGCUAUAACGAUCUGUCUACAAGAAACUGGGGCAUUGAAAGAUAUCUGUUUCUCGUUUGAGUAGAAGUCCUAUGCAGUAAUCAGGACUCCAUAUUCUUCAAGAGAAUUUACCAGUAUGUUGCUAGUUAUUUGAAAGAAACUGCCAUUUCAAUAUUCAUGAAGCUGUAGGCAGUACCCAGUCGACAGCAUAAAUGUGUUUAUUACACAUCCAUCACUCAGGCUAUUUUUCUCAACGAUGGAGAAAGAUACAAAAAUAUCAUUAUUAUGCAAACAUGUUACUGGGGUAUGCCUCCUUAAUAGUAAUGCUAUUUGUGUGAUCAAAAUUUGCACACAUGUGAACUAUCUGUGCUACUUCUACAUUAGGAAAUAACUGAUGGUGGCAAGUAUGCAGAGAUCAGGCAAAAAUUGUAAUCAUCUGCCUAGUAGCAUUUUGAUUCACCUUCAGACUGCAAUACAACAGUGCUUCUGUAUGGUGUGGACUCAUUAGUUCGCUGUUAGUUUUCCACUAGUAAAUUGGACUAUAUGUCUACACACGUCUCACACAGUUCCCAUUAACUGCAGGCUAUCAGUUUGUUGCUUUGUAGUUAGUAUGCAAUAGCAUCCCAAAUUCGUUUCAUAAUGACCUAAUGAGGUGGGAAAGACAACAGUGAGAGCUAUCAUGAUGCUCAAACCAUUGCAGUGUGAUUCUGACCUUGUGAUUUGAACAGUUAUCCUGCUGUAAGAUGUUGUCACUCUCAGGAAAUACAUCGAGCAUUAAGUGACACAGAGGUUGCAAUAAUGUUCAUGUUCUUCACAUCUGUCAUGGUGCUUCCAAUUAUGAGCAGCUGCUUCUUGGCGUCUCAUAUGAAUAUCCCCCAUAGCAUGACAUUGCCACCAUCUUUCUGCACCUGUUGUGUUGUGCAUGUGUUGAACGACUGUUCAUCUGGAUGAUGGCACAUCUGGGCACAACCAUUAACCUGGUCCACAAGAAAUGUCACCUAUCCCAACAGGUGACACAUCUUUAUUGGUAUGCAGUCCAAUCUCAAUUAUCCAAUUCGUAUUACUAUAGUAACUGACAAGCAUUUUCUUCUGUCUCCACAGAUUGCCAUCAAUCCCACUUUACAAAGCAGCUAGGUUCUGAUCUCCUUGUUCUAGGUAAUGCAUGGUAAUCCUACAACCUUUUGUCAACUUGUGGAUAUCCCAUCUUUCAACGAUGUUCUAUAGAGGCUAAUGAUAGAAGCAUCUGAGCAGCCAACCAUAUUCACUGUUUUUUAGAUGCACUUACCCAGGCACCAGGCAAAACCAUCUGAUCUUUGGCAAAGUUAUUUAUGCCAGUUCUUUACACAAACUGUAACUAGAAUGAUUACCCAUUCAUUGCUGGUUAUAUAGUUUCGUUACUACGUGACAUAACCAGAAUGCCACUGGGUAGCAUACACUCCUCCUAGGGAAGUGGGUAUAAUGAUUUGGAUCAACCGUGUAUCUUGACACAAAAGGAUCUUAUGGUACAUUGUGUAGUAAUUCAAAUUUUCAUGCUUCGUUAAAUUUUAUGCCAAUACACUAUUGUCAGUUUAAGUGCCAUAUUUCUUGUGAAAAAUAUUUGUAUUAAAAAUCCCUGUACAUAAUUCUGAUUAAAUGAAGAUUAAUUUUA
This is a messenger RNA of Schistocerca americana (American grasshopper), 4121 nucleotides long. Its product is annotated as zinc finger protein 70-like. Bases 30 to 2120 code for a protein of 696 amino acids. The transcript is spliced from 7 exons. The record is from RefSeq and is a predicted model, not a curated record. Gene Ontology annotation, cellular component: nucleus. Gene Ontology annotation, molecular function: RNA polymerase II cis-regulatory region sequence-specific DNA binding; DNA-binding transcription activator activity, RNA polymerase II-specific. Gene Ontology annotation, biological process: regulation of transcription by RNA polymerase II. Lineage: Eukaryota; Metazoa; Arthropoda; Insecta; Orthoptera; Acrididae.